This is a messenger RNA of Knipowitschia caucasica, 300 nucleotides long. The record is from the annotation of a GenBank genome assembly. Lineage: Eukaryota; Metazoa; Chordata; Actinopteri; Gobiiformes; Gobiidae.
AUGCACUGGCACCCACAGACACCCACUGAAUUCCUCCGACACAAGUAUUUGCCCACUCACACAAACACCUACUCAAACACAUCCAUCACCUCCUCUGAAAGCCCACUCAUCCACCGACUCACUCCCACUCACUCAGAUUCAACAGCCACAGCCUCCUACGGCACACAAACCCCCUACAUACGACCACGGACCCCCGCCUCGGGCUUUCAGCACGAUCAGCAUGACGUCAGCUGCGUCAGCAAUCAUCCACUGGGGUGUGCCUGUGUGUGGGCGGGAGCAGUGCGAGGAGGAGGAUGUUAG